Molecule: messenger RNA, 222 nt
Organism: Bipolaris victoriae FI3
Lineage: Eukaryota; Fungi; Ascomycota; Dothideomycetes; Pleosporales; Pleosporaceae
Exons: 1
Source: RefSeq, a predicted model, not a curated record
UUCCUGAGCGAUUAUAGUUAUACUACCGCGUUUCUAUAUCCCACGCUUCUGCUUUCGUAUUAUCGGGAUGAGUAUAUACUAUCAAUGGUAAGAUAUAUGAUCGGAUUUAGUUCAAACCCCUGCUUGAGCGUUAUGAUAGUCAGAGGCAUCUUACACAUCAGGGCCAUAUACAGUGAGCAGAGAUGUGACCGGUAUCUUAAAUAUGAGUCCACCGUGCUUUGA